UAAAUCAAAAACCUUUAUAAUUUAAAACAUUUAAAUUCUUAAGGUGCUUGAACUUAAAACUUUAAUUUCCAAUUACUUACCAAAAAUAAGUUAUUAAGCCUUAAAGUAACUAAAUUACAUUUUGCCAAUACUAAACGAAUAUUUAAACAUUUUGGAAACAAGUGAUAAACAUGGCAUCAUGACUUGGAGCUAAAAAGCCGGCAAAUCAAAAUUCGAAAAUACGGAGGAAAACCAUUUUUGAGACGAAAAAUAUGCUUGCGAUCAUUGUUCACUUCAGAAUAAAGUAACAAAAUAAGGCAACAAAAUAAAAAAUAAUAUUAUACAAAGAUGGGUAAAUAAUUAGUAAAAGGUUAACCCAAAGAAAAUCUAGGAUAAACGCUACAAAUUCUUCAAAAAAUAUUCCAAAUAAAUUUGAAAAAAAACCGUGGAGGAGUUAGAGGUAUAAAUUUCAGCCCGAAAAUGCUUUUGAGCAAUCAGCCGACGAAUACGAAACCGCAGCAAACGCCUUCGCAGAACUUCAAGUCGAAGUUGCAGCAACAAAUCGUUUCGGCAGCGGCGGUAGCAGCGGCGAAUCUCGCCAACGGCAGCAGUCAUCAUCACCAGCAUCAUAAUCACCACCAGAAUCUGAGCCACAACCAUCAUAAUCAUAAUCACAAUCAGCACAACAUUUCCUUCGCCACGGAUUUCUCAAUUGCCGCGAUUAUGGCGCGCGGCGGAAACGCCCCGAGCAGCCGGGAACCUUCGGAACGGAGUCUGAGUCCCGCAUCCGUGGAGCGCUAUUCAGGCCAGGAUGUGGACGAUGAUGUUGAUGUUGACGUUGAUGUGGUGGACUGCAGUGACUCGGAAAUGCCGGCGGCAACUGCAGCAGCAAAUGCAACAGCAACAGCGGCGGCUGCAGCAGCAGCUUUGCAGGCGCAACAACAGGCGCGUCAGGCAUUGCGUGUUGCACAGCAACAGCAACAACAGCAGCAGCAACAGCAACAAAGGCAGCAGACACAUCACCACGCAACGGCAAACAAGCAACAACGCCAACAUCACAAUCAUCACAGCAGCAACAGCAACAACAGCAACUCAGGCAACAGCAACAGCAAAUCAAGCAGCCAUCGAGGGCGUUCUGCUGCCGCAGUUGGAGCAGCUGCCACGCCCUCGCCACCACCGCCCCCGCCCUCGCAAAGUCCCGAGGAACUCGAACGCCUGUCGCCAGAGGAAUCACCAGCACAGCAGCCCACGCCCAAGAUAGUGGGCUCGUGCAAUUGCGACGAUCUCACGCCCGUCCAGUGCCACCUGGAGACGAAGGAGCUGUGGGAUAAGUUCCAUGAAUUGGGCACUGAAAUGAUCAUUACCAAAUCGGGCAGACGCAUGUUUCCCACCGUUCGAGUGAGUUUCUCGGGUCCUUUAAGGCAAAUUCAACCGGCGGACCGAUAUGCCGUACUCUUGGAUGUCGUUCCUUUGGAUUCGCGGCGAUACCGUUACGCCUACCAUCGCAGUUCGUGGCUGGUGGCCGGAAAAGCCGAUCCACCGCCUCCCGCCCGUAUUUACGCCCAUCCGGAUUGCCCCCUUAGUCCGGAGGCACUGAGAAAACAGGUCGUCUCCUUUGAAAAGGUGAAGUUGACAAACAACGAGAUGGACAAGAGCGGACAGGUCGUGCUGAACUCAAUGCACCGCUACCAGCCCAGGAUCCACUUGGUGCGUUUGAGCCAUGGCCAGAGCAUCCCCGGCAAUCCCAAGGAGCUGCAGGAUAUGGACCAUAAAACCUUCGUUUUCCCGGAGACCGUGUUCACGGCCGUGACGGCCUAUCAGAAUCAAUUGAUUACGAAACUGAAAAUCGAUUCGAAUCCGUUUGCGAAGGGAUUUCGCGAUUCGUCGCGUCUCAGCGAUUUUGAUAGGGAUCCCAUGGAUGCCUUCUUUUUCGACCAGCACAUGCGAACGGCUCCUCUGCGAUUUUUCCCGGAUCCGCUGAUGUCGCAGCUGACUCCUCAGGAGGCGGAUGCCGCCUCCUUGGCGCUGCUAGAAAAAGCCCGUCAGCACUUGCAAAUGUUUGGCCGAUCGCCGUACACGGAGAUGUUGCUGCCGCAUUUGUACCAGCGAUCGGCGGCGCCACCCCCACCCCCUCCGGCCACCCACCUCAGCGCCUUUCAGCUGGGCAUGUGGCAGCAACAGUGGCCGCAACUGACGGCCGGAUUCUUGGCCAGUGCCAAUCAACAGGCGGCUUUGGCCUUGGCAGCAGCGAGCGCCAAUCGAACGCCACCCCCUCCCCCAAUGGCUGUGGCUCCCCCCGCCCCUGCCACGCCCACCUCCUCGUGCGGCUCAGCGUCACCGGAUUUAAGGGCCCGCCCCCAGCUGAGUCACUAUCCUCAGCGAUUCAGUCCCUACCAGGUGCCCCAGCAUCAGGCGUCGCCACCAGCCUCGAAUAGGGCAGAAAGUCCUUAAGAUACAAAAACUGUUAACACAACCCACUA
Drosophila takahashii is the source of this 2459-nucleotide messenger RNA. RefSeq names its product T-box protein H15 (gene H15). Gene Ontology annotation, molecular function: RNA polymerase II cis-regulatory region sequence-specific DNA binding; DNA-binding transcription factor activity, RNA polymerase II-specific. Lineage: Eukaryota; Metazoa; Arthropoda; Insecta; Diptera; Drosophilidae. Gene Ontology annotation, biological process: cell fate specification; regulation of transcription by RNA polymerase II; positive regulation of DNA-templated transcription. The record is from RefSeq and is a predicted model, not a curated record. Gene Ontology annotation, cellular component: nucleus.